CAGCAGGCACUUUGAGGAUGAGGCUUCCCGGCUGGUUCUGGCUGAGCUCCGCGGUCCUCGCUGCCUGCAGAGCGGGGCAGGUGCACAACCUGACCGAGGGGCUGGAGGAUGCGAGCGCCCAGGCCGCCUGCCCUGCGAGGCUGGAGGGCAGCGGGAAGUGCGAGGGCAGCCAGUGCCCCUUCCAGCUCACCCUGCCUGCGCUGACCCUCCAUCUCCCGCGGCAGUUCGGCAGCAUGGAGGAGGUGCUGAAAGAAGUACGGACCCUCAAGGAAGCCGUGGACAGUCUGAGGAAAUCCUGCCAGGACUGCAAGUUGCAGGCUGACGACCAUCGAGACCCGGGCGGGAUGGCCACCGACAGCCGAGUCCAGGAACUGGAGAGUCAGGUGAACAAGUUGUCCUCGGAGCUCAAGAAUGCAAAGGACGAGAUCCAGGGGCUGCAGGGGCGCUUGGAGACGCUCCAUCUUGUAAAUAUGAACAACAUCGAGACCUACGUUGACGACAAAGUGGCAAAUCUAACGUUUGUGGUCAACAGUUUGGACGGCAAAUGUUCCAAGUGUCCCAGCCAAGAGUACAUCCAGCCACAGCCGGUUCAACAUCUAAUAUACAAAGAUUGCUCUGACUACUAUGCAAUAGGAAAGAGAAGCAGUGAGACCUACAGAGUCACACCUGAUCCCAGACACAGUAGCUUUGAGGUGUACUGUGACAUGGAGACCAUGGGGGGAGGCUGGACGGUGCUGCAGGCUCGCCUUGAUGGAAGUACCAACUUCACCAGAGAAUGGAAAGACUACAAAGUGGGCUUUGGAAACCUUGACCGAGAAUUUUGGCUGGGUAAUGAUAAAAUUCAUCUGCUGACCAAGAGUAAGGAAAUGAUUUUGAGAAUAGAUCUUGAAGACUUUAAUGGUGUCACACUGUAUGCCUUGUAUGAUCAAUUUUACGUGGCUAAUGAAUUUCUAAAAUACCGAUUACAUAUCGGUAACUACAAUGGCACAGCGGGAGAUGCCUUGCGCUUCAGUAAACAUUACAACCAUGAUCUGAAGUUUUUCACCACCCCAGACAGAGACAAUGACAGAUAUCCCUCUGGGAACUGCGGGCUCUACUACAGCUCAGGCUGGUGGUUUGAUGCAUGUCUCUCUGCAAACUUAAAUGGCAAAUAUUAUCACCAGAAAUACAAAGGUGUCCGCAAUGGGAUUUUCUGGGGCACCUGGCCAGGUAUAAGCCAAGCACAGCCUGGUGGCUACAAGUCUUCCUUUAAGCAGGCCAAGAUGAUGAUUAGACCCAAGAAUUUCAAGCCAUAAAUUGCUAGUGUUCAUCUUUCUAGGCACUCACUAUCUAAAGGCAAUGAAUUCCUUCUGACCUUUAUCAUAUGCGUGAGUUUAUAUUCCUUUCUUAUGGCUGAAACACUUCCUUUUAAACUUCACAGCUUUUAAAAUAAAGCUAAAAAUAUCUAAAAAGACUACUUUGUUCCUGUUAUACAAGGAAUGCUUGAAAGCUCUGGAAAUAUUGACAAUUAUACAUUAUAUUUUCAAACUCUUUAAUUUUUAUUAGUUGAAAAGGUUUCCUACUAUAAUUAUUAUUUUUUACAGUUAAAAAACUAAAUUACUCAGCAAGCUAAAUUCUAUAUAAGCAACUUUUAUUUUUACUAGGGCUAAACAUGUAUAUUUGAAAAUAUAUCAGUCUUUUCAGGCCAAAGUUAUUCGUGUAUCUGUAGCCAAGAACUGUAGUAUUUUGUUUGAGCCAAGAAGACCUCAAAGCAUUUUAUUUCUCAAAAAAGAAGCGGGGGAGGGGGGAAUAAUAUGUGUAGCUAAAAUUAUUCAUGUAAUAUUCAUGAAAUGUAUAAUAUGGCAUUAAAAUACCUUAAAAUUCAGUAAAAUAAUGUCUCUUCCCCAUCCAAACUGGAAACUGAAGACUUUGGUUUAGAGGUAAUUCAUUCACUGUCUAUAGCCUGUUAGAACCUGAUGCAAACGCUGCUUUGUUGUCAGCCUCUGCUCUACAUGCACACUAGUUUUUAAUGUAAGGUGCUAGACUACUGUAAGGCUUCCUCGGGGAAGGGCAUAGGAGGGAGAAAACAUCUAUUUAUACUUUGAAAGCCAAUCCUAUACCCAAAGCAAUACUAUUGUUGAGGGAUCAACUUCCUAGGAAGCUGACUUUUCUAGAAUAACUUUAUUUAUUUAAGAUGAAUUUUGAAAUAGUUCAAAUGUUAUACAUUUUAAUCCUAGUCAAUUGCGUAUUUCACUCUCAGAAAUUCAAAGAAAAAAG
This is a messenger RNA of Peromyscus eremicus (cactus mouse), 2256 nucleotides long. It is a transcript of the gene Fgl2, whose product is annotated as fibrinogen like 2. The transcript has 2 exons. The record is from RefSeq and is a predicted model, not a curated record. Lineage: Eukaryota; Metazoa; Chordata; Mammalia; Rodentia; Cricetidae. The coding region runs from base 18 to 1295 and encodes 425 amino acids.